Messenger RNA from Penicillium brevicompactum, 1098 nucleotides. RefSeq lists its product as uncharacterized. NCBI's taxonomy places the organism in Eukaryota, Fungi, Ascomycota, Eurotiomycetes, Eurotiales, Aspergillaceae. The coding region runs from base 1 to 1098 and encodes 365 amino acids. The record is from RefSeq and is a predicted model, not a curated record. The transcript has 3 exons.
AUGGCUCGUAUGAAACCGGGUGUAUUCUCAUGGGACGACGUGUUGGCCCAGCGAUAUCAGAGCAAUAAGCCACCUGCCCUUCUCCACCGCCGAAUUAUAGAGACUCCCCAACCACAGCCACAGAGCCGCCUACUGGCACGGCUAUCACCGGAACUUCGCCUCAUGAUCUGGGGAUUUGUCUUGGGGGGUCAGCGCAUCCACAUAAUCCAACGCAGCGGAAAGCGACUCGGGCAUGUGAUAUGUCCAUGUUCACCAUACGAAGACGUGAAAGCAUCGAAGCAUUCCAGACAACGGAGCGACAAUAUCUGUGACGUUUGCCAUGGGACCGGCAUCCCUCAGCCGGCUAAAGAGGGAGAGUUCGCGCGCAGUAGGAAUAAGGUUAUGCUACUGAGUUUGGCAUUAACUUGUCGACAGAUAUACCAUGAGUCAAUUGCCUUACUCUACACGCUCCCGACUUUUGAAUUCAGCAACCCGUGGUCCCUACCCUACCUGCUCCCAACGAUCCCACACGAGCACUGGGAAUUAAUCCGCACCGUUGAACUACGCUGGUCAUUUCCCGGUCACUGGCUGCCGAGUAAGGACUCGGUGCGCACAGUCUACGUGUCCGCCGGCCGGACGCAGUGGCAAGAGACCUGUCAAGCACUGAAACAGAUGAGUUCUCUGCGAAGCUUCGUGCUCGUAUUAGAGAGCACCUGGUUCAGCGAGAGUGCCGGGAAAUUGGUAGGAUUCCUCGAGCCGUUGCGAGGAUUGGCAGUGGGCCCUAUUUGUAAGCGGGACUUACGAAGGGAUGAUCUCGGAUUUCGGAAUUUUGAUGUGCCCAGAGAAUACGGGCGUGAGCAUGGACAUGGGUUCGCGGAAGAGUCGACUGGAGGCAGUAGCUCCGACGAAGAGUCCUGUGCGAGCCUGGGUUCGUCUCAGAGUUCGAUCUCUGAAACGGCGGCGGGAUUUAGUAGGACCAGGACAAGUAUGGAUGUGGCGUUGAGAAUGGGUCGAUGGGAGCUUCGGCUCCAGGGCCAGUCAUAUUAUGCUCAUGAACUGCAGAAGAUAGGAGAUGAUCUGCGGCAGAGAGGGAUAGAUUGUUUGAUAUCGGCGGUGUGA